CGGCUCGGCGCCGUGACGCAAGAACGCGCUGACACCACGGGGUCGCGCUCGACGUGACCCCGCACCCGGAAGCAAGGUGCGGCCGCCGGUGCCGCCCCCGCUCCCGUCAUGUGAAGCGGCGGGACGGGCUCCCCCAGGUUGGAUCGAUUCGAGAAGACCAAUGAGAUGCUCCUCAACUUCAACAACCUCUCCAGCGUCCGCAUGCAGCAGAUGAACGAGCGUUUCCUCCACCACACCAAGACGCUGGUGGAAAUGAAGAAGGAUCUGGACAGCAUCUUCCGGAGGAUCCGGUGGGCAACGGUGAUGGGAACGUUGCUGCCAGCGGGGAGGGAGACAGCGUGGAGAUGGCAGGGUGGCUGGUCAAGGACGCUGAAAGGGAAGCUGGCGAAGCAGUACCCGGAGGCUUUCAGCAACAUCCACGAAUCUCCCAUCCUAGAAGACGAUGAUGACUUCGACCCCAUCCCAAAAAGCACGACAACCACCAUCGCUACCUCUGAGCAGAGCACAGAGUCCUGCGACACCAGCCCUGACAUCAUCUCUCCCACCAUGAGUCAGGAUUUUGAGGAUUUAUCCCAGGGCCAGUACGAUUUACCGGCCGUGAACGGACAGAGUCUCACAGAUGAAGACACGGCCAACGACCUGGACUAGGUGCGCGGGUCCUGCGCCGCCACCCGUCCCUGGAGAACUUUCUACCUUGUAUUUAUAUUUGUGUGUUUCUUUUUUUUUCGGGAAGAGGGAAGCGAAGGCUGAGAGAAGCAAUGGCCGAGUGAAGGGUACCCUUCUGCCUCUAAACUGCCACCGUAGUGUAAACCCUGUGACUCGCUUUCGGGUGAAUAAGUAAAACGUGGGUUUGAAACGCCUCUUGUCCUUUCUCAUUUGUGCGAUCAGGAGAGCGGCAAAACCCCACCGUUGACGUAGACUUUGGUGCAGAAGAGCCGGUUUGGGGCACCCGUGUUUUUUGUUAAGGAACGUUGUCGCUGAGGCUCGCGUGCGUGCCCGCCAGCGCUCCGCCUUUCCUGCGCGUCUGUCCGUGCUGCUCGUGGACUCGUGCUGGCUGUCUCCCCCGCAAGCCGCCACGCUCCCCGCCUGCGGGAAGAGCCCGAGCCGGGUUUCCCUUUGGUUCUCACCUGCCCCGCGUCAUGCCUCAGCCCCUCACGUCGGCCUCUUCCCUCCCCGGCUCCUCACGGUGUCCGGGGGAUUGGCCCGGGCUCUUCCUGGCUGCUGCCUGCGAGGGGCUGAGGGGAGAGCGUGGGGCCGGAGACCCGGGCGGUGGGGUGGG
Molecule: messenger RNA, 1279 nt
Organism: Grus americana (Whooping crane)
Lineage: Eukaryota; Metazoa; Chordata; Aves; Gruiformes; Gruidae
Gene: KXD1
Product: KxDL motif containing 1
Exons: 4
Coding region: 166-648 (160 amino acids)
Biological process (GO): lysosome localization
Cellular component (GO): BORC complex
Source: RefSeq, a predicted model, not a curated record